Aspergillus steynii IBT 23096 is the source of this 2433-nucleotide messenger RNA. Its product is annotated as Zn(II)2Cys6 transcription factor. The coding region runs from base 1 to 2433 and encodes 810 amino acids. The transcript is spliced from 5 exons. Gene Ontology annotation, biological process: regulation of DNA-templated transcription. The record is from RefSeq and is a predicted model, not a curated record. Gene Ontology annotation, molecular function: DNA-binding transcription factor activity, RNA polymerase II-specific; zinc ion binding. NCBI's taxonomy places the organism in Eukaryota, Fungi, Ascomycota, Eurotiomycetes, Eurotiales, Aspergillaceae.
AUGGAUUUCUUCUUUCUAGCGGAACUCAUACUCUACCCGCCACUCUUUCUCGUCGUCCUCUUCGUGGCCCGGUGCCACUGGCCUAACGGAUUCCUGGGAUGGCUUGGCUUGUCCAUCUUCUGUCUGGUCCACGUUAUUGGGGGAGCCCUGGGCACAAAUCAAAGCACCAGCAGCAGCGCAAAUCUAGUGGAAGUCACAGUCAUAUCUGCUCUAAUGAUGGCGACCGUCGGAUUGGUACAGGAAGGUCGCCUGUUUCGACACCCGGUCCGGGAUAACUGCUGUCUCUGGUUUCCCGUUUGUGGCUUAUACAUUUUAAUCGGCACUUCAACUGUGAUCGCCGGGACCGGGAUCUACAGGAGAGAUGCUGCUCUGGUCGGGGUAGGUUCUCUGGAGGGCUCCACACCGGCUCCGUCCUCUCAUGCUGGCUCGAAACUCCUGGUCGGCUGCACGAUUGCCGGGCUGUGCGUCACCAUUCGCCUGGUCUCCAUGAUCUGCCUAGUCUUUGCCCCAGUUCCGGAGAUUGAUUUGGCCAGCCAGACACUACCGUUCCGCUUCGGGCUGUUCUUCGGGCCAGAGGCCGUGGCAACGUUGACACUAGUUCUCGUUGGACUCCCGCAUUGGGAGCAUGACGUCAUUAACCGAGGCAGCCAAUCAGCGCCUUUGUUUGGGUCUCUUCUCUUCGUCUGCGUUCUCGCGAUGGCCUCAACGCCGGUUGUCAUCCCGGCCUCGUUCUCGCCGCCAGCAGCAUUGACACUGAUCAACCGCUACGAUGAAGGUUGGCACUCCCUCUGUCGGCUCCAUAGAGAGAAUGAGAUCGAAAUCCGGCUGUCGAACAUGCAGGUAAACGCUUCUCUGACCCACUAUCCCGUACCAUCCCCUACCCCUAUUGCCCAACUAACAACACCCCAAACCGCAAGGACUCGUCGUGUUAAAUGUGGAGAGGAACGACCAGAAUGCCGUCGAUGCGCAAGCACUGGUCGCAAGUGCGACUACCUCGCCCUGGUGGUUCGCUCCCCAGGACCGCGAGCGUCUCCCGUCGAGAUCUCCCCCGUGCAGCGAGAACGACGCGCAUUCGAGUAUUACUUUUAUCAUGCCGCCCCCGCCCUCUCAGAUGCUCUGGACCUGUCUUUUUGGCGAGGCGCGGUGCUUCAGAUCUCGCGCUCGGAGCCGGCAGUCUGGGACGCCGUGGUGGCGCUGAGCACCUUCUAUCGCUUCCCGCGCAGCCUACAGGUUGGUCUGAACCAACCUUCUGUCUCGCGGAGUCGAUCCCAGCAGGAGGGCCUGGGUUGGUAUUCCCGAUCUCUCGAGAGCAUCCAAACCCGGAUUCUGCGAGGGAAAGCCGGUCUGGCUGUCGCCCUCGUUAGUUGCAUUCUCUUCGCCUGUAUUGAAAUCCUGCAGGGAAACAUGCAAGCCGCCAUGGUCCUAUAUCGGCAGGGCAUGCAGCUGAUGCGGGCUGCACCGGCCGAACAAUUGAUGCAUCUGUUCCCAAUUAACAUGGCAGCACGCGUCUUUGAGCGUUUGGGCCCGUUGGCUCGGAUGAUGGGAGGAAUCGCUUACUUCCCCGACCAUCUCGAUCACGGCGACACCCUCGUGAGUGUCCAGAAUAUGCAUGCAUCUUUGGAUGUUGCCCGAGGCAGCCUUUACGGCCUAGUGACAAAGUGGAAAAUUCUCGACGACGACUGGAAAGCGGUUCGUCAUCACCCCAAUACAAGAGAGGUUCCUAGCGUCAGAGAAACGCUCCACAGACGCCAAAAUUCCCUGGAGCGUGAAUUCGUCGCAUGGUAUCACCGAUUCGAGUCCAUGGAGGAGGUGGCUCGAUACAUCAGCACAUCUGGCUCAAAGUCUGAUCCUAGUAUCCACGACGGGAUCAUCGCGUCGUUACUGGUGACAUACACGACAUUCCUACUUUCCACUCAAACGUGCCUCAGUCUGACCGAGUCGGUGUAUGAUGCUUACGAUCAGGAAUUUGCCCAGAUCGUCGCCCAUGCUCCGGUGGCGCUGGCCGCCACUGCUCGCGAGGAUGGGCAUCAGCCCCCGUUUGUUUUUGACAUGGGCGUUGGGAUGUCCCUGUUUGUGACGACGUUAAAGUGUCGGAACCCGUUGCUGCGCCGACAAGCUCUAGAAUUCCAGCUUCGUGGACCUCCGCGACAAAGUCUCUAUGUGGGUGCCUCAGCCGCUCAGCUGCUCGCUGCCGUCAUCGCGCUGGAGGAGACGGGGAACUCGUCGGGUGAAAUCCACACGACGGAUUUAUUGUCCCGCCCAGGAUGCAUUCCAUCGGAGGAAAGUCGCGUUGUCGACUUCUCUCUUGUGUCGUCGGAAGCCCCUACGCAAAGUCGGAUUCGAUGCUCCCGCUGGAAUGACGUUGGACAGAAGAGACAACUCGUCCACGAGGUGGUGAUGCUGUCUUCCGAGAGAUCGACGCCUCUUGGUUGA